AGCAGCCCGAGUCCCAGCGAUGCUGAGCGCGGAGGAGCGGGCCGCCUUCGCUGCGGAGAACGCGGACGAGGAACCCCGCGCAGACCCGAGACUGCGUCUCCUGGGGUCCUACGUGGCCCAGAGCCUGCGGCCGGCGGCGGGCGCCUGGGAGCGCUGCGCGGGGACAGCCGAGGCGGAGCAGCUGCUCCAGGCCUUCCUGGGCGGCGAUGCUGCGGAGGAGCCGCGGCCGCUGUUGGUGGUGCGGCCUGGGCCCGGGGGCCUGGCGGUGCGACCCGGGCUGGACGCAGGACCCGAGUCCGGCCCGGCUCGCGCUAAGGGACUUUAUUUCCUGCGCACCCGGGCCGAGCCUCCAGGAAUCAACAGCCUCCGCGCUGCAGUGCUCUGCGGGGACCUGCCCGCGGCGCCUCUGGAGCACCUGGCCAUACUGUUCUCCGAGAUUGUGAUACCUGUCCUGGCCAAUGAGAAAAACCACCUGGACUGGCCCCACAUGGUGUGUCAGGAUGUCAAGCGGCAUGCCCACACCCUGCAGUGUGAGCUCCAGGUUAUUCUUGAGCAGGCAAAGGGGAGAACUUUGCUGCCUCUUCCAGUAGACUCAGAAAAAUUGGAGUUUGUGGAUUCUGAAAGUGAGCCAGUCUUGGAUUCCAUGGAGAAGUCUGUCAUCUAUGCCAUUGAGUCUGCAGUGAUCAGGUGGAGCCAUCAAGUCCAGGUGGUGCUAAAGAAAGACCCUUCUCAGCCACUCUUACAAGGAGAGAAUCCCACCCCCAAGGUGGAGUUGGAGUUCUGGAAGAGGAGGUAUGAGAAUCUGGAAUACAUUUACAAUCAACUGAGAGCAAUUAAGGUGAGGGGCAUGGCUGGGCUCCUGGACAAACUUCAGAGCAGCUACUUCCCAGCUUUCAAAGCCAUGUUAGGAAAUGUUGUGGCAGCUCUGACAGAGGCUCAGGACAUCCAUAUGCACCUGCUACCACUCCACCACCACUUGGACACCCUGGAGAACUUGGAAUUUUCUGAGGUGAAGGCCCGGCUGCGGCCUCUGCUCCACGUGGUCUGUCUGAUUUGGGCUACUUGCAAGUGCUACCGCUCCCCAGGGAGGCUCACAGUGCUGCUCCAGGAGAUUUGCAACCUCCUCAUCCAGAAGGCUUCUAAUUACCUCAGCCCAGAAGACCUCCUGAGAAGUGAGGUGGAAGAAAGUCAGAGAAAACUGCAAGUGGUCUCAGAUACCUUGAGCGUCUUCAAGCAGGUGUUUCAGGACAGAAGGGAGAACCUUCAUACUUACUUCAAAGAGAAGGAGGAAGUCAAGGAAUGGGAUUUCCAGUCUUCUUUGGUCUUUGUGCGAUUGGAUAACUUCCUGGGCCGACUCCAUGUGGUGGCGGAUCUUCUGAAGACAACCUUGGAUUUCCACAAACUGGAAAAGCUUGAGUUUAGUGGUAUCAGAGGGAAUGUCCUGAGUAAGCAGGUCCAGCACAUGUAUGAGGAAUUUCAAGAGAUAUACAAGGUCUUCUUGGAGUGCUCUUAUGACUGCUUGGACAUGUCUUCUCAGGAAUUUGAAAAUGAUCUUUCUGAAUUUAACCAGAGAGUAGAAGAUCUUGACCAGAGAUUGGGGACUAUCUUUCUUCAAGCUUUUGAUGAUACACCUGAUGUGGAGCAUGCAUUUAAGCUGCUAGACAUUGCAGGAAACCUCCUUGAAAGACCCCUGGUAGCACGGGAUGUAUCAGGUAAAUACCUGGUCCUCAUCCAGAUGUUCAACAGAGACCUGGAUGGCAGGAUCAUCUACAGUCAGCACAUCAAGGAGGAGGCAGAACUUGGGUUCUCCACAGUGCACAAAAACAUGCCUGCUGUGGCAGGGGGCCUCCGGUGGGCACAGGAGCUGAAGCAGCGCAUCCAGGGUCCCUUCAGUAAUUUCAGACGCAUCACACAUCCUUGCAUGGAAACUGCUGAAGGAAAGCGAAUGAUACAAAAAUAUGAAGAUAUGCUAUCAUUGCUGGAAAAGUAUGAGACAAGACUUUAUGAUGGCUGGUGUCAGACAGUGUCAGAGAAGUCACAGUACAAUCUCUCCCAACCACUUCUGCAACGCGACUCCGAGACCAAGCAGAUCACUGUCAACUUCAACCCACAGCUGCUUUCAGUGCUGAAAGAAAUGAGCUAUCUUGAGCCUGGAGAGAUGAAACACAUCCCUGAGACAGCAGCAACCAUGUUCUCCUCCAGGGAGUUCUAUCGGCAGCUUGUGGCUAACUUGGAGUUGAUGGCAACUUGGUAUAACAAGGUUAUGAAAACUCUGCUUGAGGUGGAAUUUCCAUUAGUGGAAGAAGAACUGCGAAAUAUUGAUGUCCGCCUGAGAGCUGCAGAGGAGACCCUGAACUGGAGAACAGAAGGCAUCUGGGAUUAUGUCACUCAAGUCACCAACAGUAUUCAUGACCUUGAACAAAGAAUUCAGAAAACUAAAGACAAUGUGGAAGAGAUUCAAAACAUCAUGAAGACAUGGGUGACUCCAAUAUUUAAGAGAAAAGAUGGAAAAAAGGAGUGCCUUCUUUCUCUGGAGGAUCAGCAUGAUCAGAUGGAAAAGUAUUACAGUCUCAUCAAAAAAUCUGGCCUUAAGAUUCAUGCCCUGGUUCAGGAAAACCUAGGUCUGCUUUCAGCAGAUCCAGCCUCCAGCACCUGGAAGACUUACAUCAACUAUAUUGAUGAAAUGUUGCUAGAUGGAUUCUUUCUUGCCAUUGAGUGCUCCCUCAAAUACCUGCUGGAAAACACUGAGGAUAAAGCUGGACUCACCCCAAUAUUUGAAGCCCAACUCAGCCUCGUCAUCCCAGAAUUAGUUUUUCAUCCGUCUCUGGAGUCUGGAGUGAAGGGGGGCUUCUAUGACAUUGUUGAGGGUCUUGUCACAAGCAUCUUUGGGAUGUCGUCUUUAAUACCACGGCUGUCCCCACACAAUGGCUCUCCUCUCUAUCAGGUAGACCUGGAGGGCAUGGCCGAUUUAGCAAGCAUGAGGAACACGCUCAUGGAGAGGGUCCAGAAUAUGAUGGCCCUCUGCUGCAGCUACCGAAACACUUUUGGCCAGUAUUCCUACCUGUACGUGGAGGACCGGAGGGAGAUUCUGGGCCAGUUUCUGCUCUAUGGCCAUGUCCUCACACCCGAGGAGAUGGAAUCCCAUGCAGACAAUGGCAUCCCAGAGAAUCCACCCCUCCUCCAUCAGUUUAAAGUGCAGAUAGACUCCUAUGAAAAGCUCUGUGAAGAGGUGUGCAGCCUGGAGCCCAUCAAGCUGUUUGACGGUUGGAUGAAAAUUGACGUUCGCCCCUUUAAGGCAUCUCUACUGAGCGUAAUUAAGAGGUGGAGCCUCAUGUUCAAACAGCAUCUCGUUGACUAUGUCACUAACAGCCUGAAUGACCUUGAAGUAUUCAUAAAAAUUAGUGAGAAUGGUUUGCUCAAGAAAGUUGAAAAAGGAGAUGUCCAAGGAUUGGUUGAGAUCAUGGGACAUCUUCUGGCUCUUAAAGAACGUCAGAGCAGCACUGAUGAGAUGUUUGAACCCCUAAAGCAAACUAUUGAAUUGCUGAAGACCUAUGAACAAGAACUGCCAGAAUCUGUGUUUAAACAACUAGAGGAGCUGCCAGAGAAAUGGAAUAACAUAAAAAAGAUGGCCACUACUGUGAGACAGCAGUUAGCCCCAUUGCAGGCGAAUGAAGUGCCCCUCCUCCGGCAGAGGUGUGUCGCCUUCAACAUGGAACAGCAGCAAUUCUGGGAGCGGUUCCACAAAGAAGCCCCCUUCAGGUUUGACAGCAUCAACCCUCAUCAAAUGUUGGACGCCAGGCACAUGGAGAUCCAGCAGAUGGAAUCCGCCAUGGCCUCCAUCUCUGAGUCCGCCAGCUUGUUUGAGGUCAAUGUUCCUGACUACAAGCAGCUGAGGCAGUGCAGAAAGGAGGCCUGCCAGCUGAAGGAGCUCUGGGACACCAUUGGAAUGGUGACCUCCAGCAUCCAUGCCUGGGAGACUACCACUUGGAGGGAUAUCAAUGUGGAAACCAUGGACAUCGAGUGCAAACAGUUUGCCCGGCACAUCCGGAACCUUGACAAGGAGGUCAGGGCCUGGGAUGCAUUCACAGGCCUGGAAAGCACUGUGAUGAACACCCUGACCUCCCUACGGGCAGUGGCUGAGCUGCAGAACCCAGCCAUCCGGGACAGGCACUGGAAGCAGCUGAUGCAGGUGACAGGCGUGAGCUUCACCAUGGACCAGGACACCACCCUGGCCCACCUCUUGCAGCUCCAGCUGCACCACUUUGAGGACCAGGUCCAGGGCAUUGUAGACAAAGCUGUAAAAGAGAUAGGCAUGGAGAAGACCCUAAAGGAGCUGCAGACCACGUGGGCCAGUAUGGAAUUCCAGUAUGAGCCCCACCCGAGGACCAAUGUCCUCCUGCUGCGGUCUGAUGAGGACCUCAUUGAGGUUCUAGAGGACAAUCAAGUCCAGCUUCAGAACCUGAUGAUGUCCAAGUAUGUUUCUUUCUUCCUGGAGGAAGUGUCAAGCUGGCAGAAGAAGCUGUCCACUGCAGAUGCAGUCAUCUCUAUCUGGUUUGAGGUGCAGCGCACCUGGUCCCACCUGGAAAGUAUAUUCAUCGGAUCUGAAGACAUACGGGCUCAGCUACCCCAGGAUUCUAAAAGAUUCGAAGGCAUCGACGCCGACUUUAAGGAGCUAGCUGAUGAUAUUCAGAAAACUCCAAAUGUAGUGGAAGCCACCAACAAACCAGGUCUCUAUGAAAAGCUGGAAGACAUUCAGAGCAGACUGUGCCUAUGUGAGAGAGCACUGGCAGAGCAUCUAGAUACCAAAAGGCUUGCCUUCCCUCGGUUUUACUUUCUCUCCUCUUCUGAUCUGCUGGACAUCCUUUCCAAUGGCACAGUUCCGCAACAGGUUCAACGCCACCUUUCCAAACUCUUUGACAAUAUGGCCAAGAUGCUGUUCCAGCUAGAUGCCAGCAAGAACCCAACCAAGACAAGUCUUGGCAUGUACAGCAAAGAAGAAGAAUAUGUGGCUUUUAGUGAGCCCUGUGACUGCAAUGGGCAGGUAGAAAUAUGGCUGAACAAUGUGCUUUCUCACAUGAGAGCCACAGUGAGGCAUGAGAUGACAGAAGGUGUGACCGCCUAUGAGGAAAAGCCAAGGGAGCAGUGGCUGUUUGACUACCCAGCUCAGGUGGCCCUGACCUGCACUCAGAUCUGGUGGACAACAGAGGUAGGCAUUGCGUUUGCCAGGCUGGAGGAAGGCUAUGAGAAUGCCAUGAAGGACUACUACAAGAAGCAAGUAGCUCAGCUCAAAAUCCUCAUCACCAUGCUGAUAGGUCAGCUCUCCAAGGGGGACCGGCAGAAGAUCAUGACCAUAUGCACCAUCGAUGUGCAUGCCCGAGACGUGGUGGCCAAGAUGAUUGCUCAAAAGGUGGACAAUGCACAAGCUUUCCUCUGGCUAUCCCAGCUACGCCAUCGUUGGGAUGAUGAAGCCAAACACUGCUUUGCCAACAUAUGUGAUGCCCAGUUUCUAUACUCCUAUGAGUACUUGGGAAAUACAUCUCGCUUAGUGAUCACACCUUUGACUGACAG
Molecule: messenger RNA, 5568 nt
Organism: Castor canadensis (American beaver)
Lineage: Eukaryota; Metazoa; Chordata; Mammalia; Rodentia; Castoridae
Source: RefSeq, a predicted model, not a curated record